Magnolia sinica is the source of this 3220-nucleotide messenger RNA. Its product is annotated as protein ROOT HAIR DEFECTIVE 3-like. The coding region runs from base 99 to 2672 and encodes 857 amino acids. The transcript is spliced from 24 exons. Gene Ontology annotation, biological process: endoplasmic reticulum membrane fusion. Gene Ontology annotation, molecular function: GTPase activity; GTP binding. Lineage: Eukaryota; Viridiplantae; Streptophyta; Magnoliopsida; Magnoliales; Magnoliaceae. The record is from RefSeq and is a predicted model, not a curated record. Gene Ontology annotation, cellular component: endoplasmic reticulum.
UUGGCACAUGAGAUUGUCCCUGCUGUCCUCUCCCGCUAGUUGUUUCUCCGUGGAUUUAUCAAUCUCCAUCCCGGCUUUCGAUCGGAUCUUUCCCUCUCAUGGAAAUAGGCGAGUGUUGCUCUACUCACCUCAUCGAUGGGGAUGGCGUAUUUAAUGUACCUGGCGUCGAAAAUUUUAUGAAGGCCGUGAACCUGGGCGAAUGCGGACUUUCCUAUGCUGUGGUUUCCAUCAUGGGCCCGCAAAGUAGUGGGAAGAGCACUCUCUUGAACUAUCUUUUCAGCACCAACUUUAAGGAGAUGGAUGCUUUCAGAGGGAGGUCUCAAACUACUAAAGGCAUCUGGUUGGCAAAGUGUGUUGGUAUUGACCCUUGUACACUUGUUAUGGAUUUGGAGGGCACUGAUGGAAGGGAACGAGGAGAGGAUGAUACUGCAUUUGAGAAGCAGAGUGCCCUUUUUGCUCUUGCAGUUUCAGAUAUAGUGCUCAUAAAUUUGUGGUGUCAUGACAUUGGCCGUGAACAGGCUGCAAAUAAGCCUCUUCUGAAGACUGUAUUUCAGGUCAUGAUGCGCUUGUUUAGUCCUCGUAAAACAACUUUGUUAUUUGUCAUACGUGAUAAAACCAAGACGCCACUUGAAAAUUUGGAACCUGUUCUGAGGGAAGAUAUUAAGAAGAUAUGGGAUUCCGUUCCCAAACCAGAAGCACACAAGGAAACCCCACUCAGUGAAUUUUUCAACGUUGAAGUUGUGGCUCUUUCAAGUUAUGAAGAGAAGGAAGAACUCUUUAAAGAGCAGGUUGCAAGUUUAAGGCAGAGAUUUUUUCAUUCUAUAGCUCCUGGUGGACUUGCUGGAGAUCGGCGGGCUGUUGUUCCGGCGUCAGGGUUUUCUUUUAGUGCGCAAGAGAUCUGGAAAAUUAUCAAGGAGAACAAAGACCUUGAUCUUCCUGCUCACAAGGUUAUGGUUGCCACCGUGCGUUGUGAAGAAAUUGCCAAUGAAAAGCUUGCUCAUCUAAGUGAUAAUGAGGAUUGGCUUCAAUUGCAAGAAGCCGUACAAUCUGGCCUAGUUCCAGGAUUUGGAAGAAAGCUCAGCUUAAUCCUAGAUGCAUGUCUGUCAGAAUAUGACAUGGAAGCUACUUACUUUGACGAAGGAGUCAGGUCUGCAAAGAGGCAGCAAUUGGAAUUGAAAGUGCUGCAUCUAGUCCAUCCUGCGUAUCAAUCCAUGUUAGGACACCUACGGUCCAGAACUCUUGAUAAUUUCAAGGAAGCCUUUGAUAAGGCUCUAGAAAAGGGGGAAAGAUUUGCUGUGGCUGCUCGUGUCUGCAUUCAAUCUUCGAUGUCCGUAUUUGAUGAAGGGCGUGCAGAUGCAGCUAUUAAACAAGCAAGUUGGGAUUCAUCUAGAGUUCGGGAUAAGCUUCGACGUGAUAUUGAUGCACAUGUAGCUUCUGUCCGUGCUGCUAAACUGUCUGAACUUAAUGCCCUAUAUGAGGGACAACUCAAUGCAGCACUUGCAGAACCUGUGGAAGCUCUUCUAGAUGCAGCGGGCAGCGAUACCUGGCCUGCAAUAAAAAAACUUCUCAAACGCGAGACUGAGUCAGCUCUCUCUGGAUUCUCGUCUUCUCUAUCUGGCUUUGAAAUUGACCAAACAACCAUGGAAAAAAUGCUUGCAAGCCUAGAAGACUAUGCAAGAAAUGUUGUUGAAACAAAGGCAAGAGAAGAAGCCGCAAGGGUCUUGAUUCGUAUGAAGGAAAGAUUCUCAACAUUGUUUAGCCAUGAUUCUGACUCGAUGCCUAGAGUUUGGACUGGGAAGGAAGACAUCCGAGCAAUCACGAAAACUGCUCGUUCUGCGUCCCUGAAGCUGCUCUCUGUUAUGGCUGCAAUACGUUUGGAUGACAAGAAUGAUAAAAUCGAGACUAUUCUCUCAGUUGCUCUAGCAGAGUCAGCUAAUGGCAAUGUUACUGACAGGAGCAUCAUUUCAUCUGACCCACUCGCUUCAAGCACUUGGGAAGAGGUUUCACUGACAAAAACUUUGAUUUCUCCCGUCCAAUGUAAAUCUCUGUGGAGACAAUUCAAGGCAGAGACAGAAUACACUGUAACCCAGGCCAUUUCUGCUCAGGAGAGCCAUCUGUCUGGUGGAUUCUGCUGUGUGGAUUCACUGAAAAAAUCAGGUCAUUCUUGUAAUCAGGAAGCCCAUAAACGUAAUAACAAUGGGUUACCACCUCCGUGGGCAAUGCUUGCCAUUGCUGUGUUGGGAUUCAAUGAAUUUAUGACUCUUUUAAGGAAUCCUUUGUAUCUCUUCAUUAUAUUCAUUGUUUAUCUAUUGGCCAAAGCACUCUGGACCCAGCUAGACAUCUCAGGCGAAUUCCGAAAUGGCACUCUUCCUGGGCUUCUCUCCUUGUCUACUAAGUUCCUUCCAACCAUCAUGAACCUUCUCAAGAGACUAGCAGAUGAAGGCCAAAAACCAACGGCUUCUGAUCCUCAAAGAAACCCGGCACUGGAAUCAAGGAGCUUCAAGAACAGUACAUACAGCGAUUCAACAUCUGACACAUCAUCUCAGAUAAACCCUGCACUGGAAUCAGCGAGCUUCAAGAAUGGUACUACAGACAGCAAUUCGAAAACCGAUGCAUCAUCGAAUAUAACAUCAUUCGAAAAUGGCGUUGAGUACUCAAGCCGUUCGAGGUAAAGGUGCUGUGAAAGCAGUUCAGUCUGCUCAUCUUGAUUGCUCAUGUUUGGGUUUCAGUCAUGCAAGAACCCCGUUCAUGCCAGAUGCCAUUUUGGUUAUUUAUGGUGGGUUUGGUCAGAGGAACAUACAUAAUGUUGUAUCAGUACUCUCCACUCCUUCAAUGGUGAUGAGUGGAAUUGCUUCUUCUUCUUUUUUGGUUUGAGAGGAAGGCUUGAUUCGAGGCGGUGGUUUUGUUUUCGGGGCUAUAAUUUUAUACUGGGGGAUUAGGUUUUAUCUUCCCCCGUUAAUUAGAGUUUUCAUUUGCUCUUGCUAUUGUUUUUAGCCCUAAUCUUUCCAGCUUCUUUAUAACUAAUAGUUGCUAUCAUUUCUCCUAUGUGUUGUAAGUUGGGCUGUCUGACGGACAUCAGUGUCUGAUCUUGGGUGUUGUUUAUCAACCUCUUGAUGAGAGGAAGUUUUGGAAUUUUGUAAGGAAUAUGAUUGAGUAAUUUCUGCUUCCCUUAAGGAAAACAAGAUAUGGCGCCAUGUUAAUAUGAUAUUCUUCAAGGUCA